AUGACCGGAGGACAGACGCUCCAUUGCCUGGAGCCGGAGAUCGGCCAGGAAGUGGCGGCAGCGGUUAUCAAACUUCAUGGGAAGAUUUGGCACCUGAGCCUCGUCCCCAAUCGCGAUCUCGUGGACGCAAGGAAGCACACCGUACAGAACGUAAAAGAUCUCGUACACCCCAUCAAUCUCAUCGUCGAAAGUCUGGCGGGCACCGGAGCUCACAUCAGCGUGACCGCUCACAAAGGACCAGAUGGCACACCGUUCGGUAGCUUGCCCGAGUACAAAAGCAAAGGCGGCAUUGCCAUGGGUCUUGGGGAUCACUUCAUGGCCACCUAUAGGCACAUCAAAGCCGAGCAUGAAGCCGGCCACCGUACCAAAGGUGCGUUGGAGAACGUCCUUGAUGGGAUGUGGAAGAAGAAGACGGAUGCGAAGGGUUACAGUGACAGACUCCGAGAAGGGGAAAGGAAAGAGAGGGAGAAGAUGAAGACGGAUGCGAAGGAUUAUAGUGACAGACCAAGGGAAGGCGCAAGGAGAGAGAGGGAGAAAAUACGAAAGAGCGAACCAGAGCGUGUCAGAUGGACCGAACGGAAGCCUGAAAAGACGCGGGGCGAUGAAUCGAAACAAAAGGCUGCCGAAAAGGAAGCAAAGGAACGCCAUCGUCAUGAACAAGACGAGCGCCGCCGUGAAUACGAGAAACGACUUGAACACGAACAUCGUGAGAAACGACAACAUGAGGAAGACAGCAAGAAGAAUCGUAGCUCGCCGAUUCCUGAGAUUCGUGUUCAGCCCCCUACGGCUAGUGGGACUCCUCGCCGUGAACAAGACGAGCUUCGUGAGAGACAAAGGCAGGAUGAGAAGCGAAAGCAAAUUGAGGAACAAAGGCAGGAGGAGAAGCACUGGCAGGAUGAGAAGCGAAGGCAGGAUGAGAAGCGGAGGCAAGACGAGAAGCGAAGGCAGGAUGAGGAACGAAGGCAGGCCGAGAAGCGAAGGCAAGAGGAAGACAGGAAGAAGAACCUUAGCUCGCCGAUUCCCAAGUGGAACUUACAUUCCCCAGUCAACUCCGGUGGCUCGCAAUUCUCAGGCCCCUACUGCUCCGAAAUAUCCUCCUCCACCGGCUCCAAGACGGCCGAGCAGACCUAUCCGGCCCAAUACUCCUCCCAAUCGUACACCCCCAAUUGCUCUAGUAGCGCACGACCGGUAUGUGCCACCGGCCCAGCCUCCGGCGUCUGA
Molecule: messenger RNA, 1221 nt
Organism: Alternaria triticimaculans
Lineage: Eukaryota; Fungi; Ascomycota; Dothideomycetes; Pleosporales; Pleosporaceae
Exons: 4
Coding region: 1-1221 (406 amino acids)
Source: RefSeq, a predicted model, not a curated record